Molecule: messenger RNA, 1135 nt
Organism: Ruditapes philippinarum (Manila clam)
Lineage: Eukaryota; Metazoa; Mollusca; Bivalvia; Venerida; Veneridae
Exons: 4
Coding region: 51-1103 (350 amino acids)
Molecular function (GO): protein binding
Source: RefSeq, a predicted model, not a curated record
GCCGUUUAAAGUAAGGAUUUGUGUACAAAAUCAACAUUAUAACGCCAUCAAUGGUUGAAAUGCAAACAGUACCUGUAGAUUUAUGUUACUCUCAACCCACCUUCUACAGACUUUGCGGGAAAAAUAAAUGUAUUCCAUGGCGUCAGAAAUGCCCUUGCAAUGAACUAUCGGAGUUCCAAUGUACACUUGGAAACUGUAUUCCUCUAGAACUGAAAUGCGAUGGAUUAAGGCAUUGUUUGUAUGGUGACGAUGAAGAAAAUUGCUACAUGGAUAACAAAACUGAAGCAACAGAAAAACGCAUAAGUGCAACAACUGAAAGUUAUGAUAAAGUCAAAUCGGUCACAGAGGAUGGUUUAUCAGCUCCACUUGUAGUUAUAAUUGCGUCCGUCUGUGUGUUCGUUUGUAUACUAAUGGUAUUCCUGUUGUAUUUAUUCCUUGCAAGGCGACAGAAAAACAACACAUCCAGAGAAUCACAGUCAGCGACACAACCACUUCGUAAGAGUUACAUAACAUCAGAUUCAGAGGCUGUCAGUUUGGCCAUACCAGCAAAACACUGCUCUAAUGAAAAGACAUACACAGCACGGAAACCAGGAGCAACUGACUAUUUACCAGUGAGUGUUCAAAAUGACCAAGCCGAGUACCAGAUAGAUAAUCACGUGAUACACUAUGAUGACGAAUCAAAAUAUUCUAGCGCUAAACACACUCAACAUGAAUAUAACAAAAGAGGGAGAACAAACUUAGCCAUAAAUCCUGGUGCUGAAAUAUAUACUAUUGAUCCUUCAAAUGAAUCUAAAGUCAGUGGUUUAGGAAAGUAUACGUUUAAACCGAGAUUAAAGUAUUUGAAAAGUAAACCUUACGAUGAAAUAGAUGAAAAAGAUAGAGAAAAAUUAUAUGUAAUAAAUAGUUAUAAACAUUGCUCUGGUAAAAGUAUUGUACCAGAGACUUUAACAUUCGACAAGGAUCCCCAGAAAUUUUCAGACACAUUUGCAACAGACUUAUUGUGCUCUUCUACGCCAAGACAACCAGUGAGACACUCCAUGCAGAAUAACUUGAGGAAUUCAUUGGAAAGCAUAGCUUCUCUAAGUGACGUGGAAAUAACAUGAGUAUUUAUAAAUGUCCCACGCACAACAACACC